CAUCAGCGCUGCCACAAAGAAUCUGUGCUGCCAGACCUGAUAGACACAGUUCGAAAUUCGAACACUCGAAACAAGCCAUUAUCGAAGUAACAACGGUUUUGUCAAAAUGACAUAUUGACCCAUAUAGCAACACUUUCUUCGAACACGCACCCUUGGAGACCAAAAAAAACAAUAGUUUUGCCAAAACCAAGGCGAAUAAACGAAUCCAAAAAUGUUUCUAGACACUCCAAAAAGGCCACCUCGAACCCGGCGCUAUGUGGAAAAAGCAUUCGAUGAAGUCAAAUCAAAGAAAAAUGUUCGAGAUGUAGUGAUUCUCAACGAUUCGGGGCAUCCGGUUAUGAGUACAAUGGACCAAGCCGAGGCUGUGCAGUUUUCAGGACAAUUCCAGGCCAUUCGAGGAAGAUUGGAACGUGGGAUGAGCAAAAUUGAUCCCACAGAUGAACUGGUCAUGCUGAGAGUGCGCACAAAAACUAAUGAGGUUCUAUUAGUCCCAGACUCCAAAAUAACAGUACUCGUAGUGCAGAAUGCGCAUGAUAGCUUUGAAAAAUAA
Molecule: messenger RNA, 550 nt
Organism: Drosophila subpulchrella
Lineage: Eukaryota; Metazoa; Arthropoda; Insecta; Diptera; Drosophilidae
Product: dynein light chain roadblock-type 1
Exons: 2
Coding region: 212-550 (112 amino acids)
Biological process (GO): microtubule-based movement
Cellular component (GO): cytoplasmic dynein complex; centrosome; cytoplasm
Molecular function (GO): dynein intermediate chain binding
Source: RefSeq, a predicted model, not a curated record